Molecule: messenger RNA, 2621 nt
Organism: Mugil cephalus (flathead mullet)
Lineage: Eukaryota; Metazoa; Chordata; Actinopteri; Mugiliformes; Mugilidae
Product: protocadherin alpha-8-like
Exons: 1
Coding region: 207-2615 (802 amino acids)
Biological process (GO): homophilic cell-cell adhesion
Cellular component (GO): plasma membrane
Molecular function (GO): calcium ion binding
Source: RefSeq, a predicted model, not a curated record
CAUAUGGGUCCUCCCCUUUUGUGGGAUGGGUUUUCAUAUUUGAGCUCUGGAUACACCCGUAACAGUCACAACGAAUACCCAGCUUCUGCGAUCCCGUUAAGACACUGGAAACGUACAUAUGAUUUUUAGGCUUCAUAAUUAUUUGUUAAUAUUUGAUAAAUAAUCAGUUAUUCUGAAUCAACCGGGCGUUUUUUCAUCUCAAAGUAAUGGAGCAUAAACGCUAUGGAGUAUGGAGAGAGCAAUGGCGAUGGGCUGCUUUCAUUGUUUCACUGAUUUCGCUCUGGAGUAGCGCUUCGGCACAGAUCAGAUAUUCCAUCGCCGAGGAAGUUAAAGAAGGGACUGUUGUUGGGAAUAUAGCGAAAGAUUUGGGAUUAGACAAGGACACAUUAAAAGAAAGAGGAUGCCGCAUUGCUGACGGUUCAACGGAGUCAUUUUUUCAUGUGAACCUGAACGAUGGACUGUUGUACAUUGACCGUGUAAUUGACAGGGAGAAGGUUUGUGAGCGGAGCAGUGUGUGUUUGAUCAACUUAAAAGCUGUGCUCGAAAACCCUCUAGAAAUUCACUAUGUGGCCGUAGAGGUGCAGGAUGUGAACGACCAUUCGCCGAGCUUCUCAACGAAAGAGUCACGUCUACAAAUUUCGGAGUCUGUUUCACCAGGAUUGCGGCUCCCGCUGCAAGCUGCAUACGACCCUGAUGUUGGUCAGUUUUCGGUUAAAGAGUAUAAACUCAGUCCAAACGAUCAUUUUCGUUUAGAAGUCAAAGAUCGUGGUAAAGAUGGGAAAAUACCGAUAUUAGUUUUACUGAAGACGCUCCAUAGGGAAACAAAGCAAAACCAUAAACUGCUCCUUACAGCUUUUGAUGGAGGCAAACCAAAUAACUCUGGAACAACUGAAAUUACUGUUGAUGUCUUAGAUGUUAAUGACAAUAUGCCAGUUUUCCAGGAAGAUACAUACACGGUACUUUUGAAUGAAAACGCCCCAAUUGGCACAACAAUAAUAAAAGUAAAUGCCUCAGAUUUAGACCAGGGCUCAAAUGGAGAAGUUAUCUAUUCUUUCGGCAGUAACGUGAAUCACAGAAUACAUGAACUUUUUAGUGUGGAUCAAAAUACAGGUGAAAUUGUUGUGAAGGAUCUGAUAGAUUUUGAAUUGGAAGAAAGUUAUGAGAUUGACAUACAGGCGUCUGAUAAAGGAUCGGCUCCUUUAAGGACAGAUAAAAGUGUGCUGGUGAAUAUUGUUGAUUUGAACGAUAACACCCCUCAGAUAGAGGUUACAUCGUUUUCGAAGGCAAUACCAGAGGAUGCAAGAUUGGGAACCACCGUAGCAUUAGUCAGUGUUUUUGAUAAAGACUCUGGUCUAAACGGGAAGGUUGCUUGCUCACUAAAUGAAAACGUCCCUUUCACGUUAUCACCGUCCACACAAGACAACAUGUAUUCAAUAAUCACAAAAUCAACCCUGGAUAGAGAAGAGCAGGGCGUCUAUGAUGUGAAAAUUAUUGCAAAAGAUGCAGGUGAGCCGUCCUUGUCUUCUGAAAAGAGCAUUACUAUUGUUAUAUCAGAUGCAAACGACAACAGGCCAGAGUUUUCAGUGAGCCCAUACACGUUUUAUGUCCACGAGAACAACUCACCGGGAGCUUUAGUGUUUUCUGUUAAGGCAUCAGACCGUGACGAUGGUGAUAAUUCCCGUAUUUUGUACCAUAUUCUAACAGAUGGAAAUGAUCACUCUAACAUACCAUUAUCCAGUCUUAAUAUCAACUCUGAAAGUGGAGAGAUUUUAGCGCUGAAAAGUUUUGACUUUGAGACUCUGAAAACUUUCCAGUUCCAAGUUGUAGCCACAGAUUCUGGUACUCCGUCACUGAGCAGCAAUGUCACAGUGAUCGUGUUCAUUCUGGACCAGAACGACAACGCUCCAGUCAUCCUGUAUCCACUCAGCUCCAACGGCUCUGCUGAAGGUGUGGAGGAGAUUACCCGCAACGUGAACGCAGGACACUUGGUGACUAAAGUCAGAGCCUAUGACGCUGAUAUAGGAUAUAACGGCUGGUUGUUGUUCUCACUGCAGGAAGUUACUGACCACAGUCUCUUUGGUUUGGACCGCUACACAGGACAGAUCAGGACACUUCGCUCGUUGACAGAGACAGACGAGGCUGAGCAUAAACUGAUCAUACUGGUCAAAGACAAUGGGAACGUUUCACUCUCUGCAACAGCUACUGUCAUUGUCAAACUUGUGGAGCCCAAAGAGGCUUUUUCAGCUUCUGAUGUUAAAAGUGUAGCAAAAGUAGACGAAGAAGACAAUGUUACAUUUUAUCUGAUGAUAACUUUGGGCUCAGUUUCAGUUCUUUUUCUCAUCAGUAUCAUCGUAUUGAUUGCAAUGCAGUGCUCCAAAUCCACAGACUAUACUUCUAAAUAUCUGCAAGAGCCAAAUUACGAUGGGACACUGUGUCACAGCAUCCAGUACAGAUCUGGAGACAAACGGUACAUGUUAGUUGGACCCAGAAUGAGUAUAGGAUCUACUAUAGUCCCUGGGAGCCACGCAAAUACUUUAGUACUUCCUGACAGGAGGAGAACAUCUGAGGAGGUGAGUAAAUACUUUAAAAAUAUUUUGCCUCAAGGAUUUUGCUAAUGGUCC